Molecule: messenger RNA, 7254 nt
Organism: Petromyzon marinus (sea lamprey)
Lineage: Eukaryota; Metazoa; Chordata; Hyperoartia; Petromyzontiformes; Petromyzontidae
Gene: NR3C2
Product: nuclear receptor subfamily 3 group C member 2
Biological process (GO): regulation of DNA-templated transcription
Molecular function (GO): zinc ion binding; sequence-specific DNA binding; DNA-binding transcription factor activity
Source: RefSeq, a predicted model, not a curated record
CCCCGCCCCUACCCCCCUCCCUCCCCGGUAAACAAGAGCGGCCCCGUGGUCGGGCGGACGUAGCGAAAAGAACCGUAGGGGGGGAAAAAAAUAUCCGAGGCGAAUGUUACACUUCGUAGACGUAUUAUAUUAGUUCUUAAUCUGUUAUUUUUUUUAACGCCAGGGCCAUUUGCCGUACGCGAAGACCACCGUCGCAAAUAUUGACCCAAUUCUAGAUUUUGAAAGGGUGGGAAAAUAACAUUUAAACCAAUGUUAAAAAAGUGAGCGAGCGUGCGAGAGAGAGAGAGAGUGGAAAGGCAUACAUACAGUGCGCGUAUGUGUCUGCGCGAUUGGUUAAGGUUGGGGAGUUGACAAAAACGACGACUACUACGACGGUGGUAGCCGUAGGAGUUGUCGGCGGUGGUCUUUGGAGGUAGGGAUCCGGUGACGGGUGAGUGAACGGUGACAAUUCGGCAUCGCGAUCGGUGGGUGGCAGAUCGUAGUUACAUCGGCAGCAAUGGUGGUGGUGGUGGUAGUAUCAGUCGUAGUUCUCGCUAUGGGUUAACCUUCGACAGUUGACAAGUCGACGACAGUAGCGUCGGCUAGUGGCGAUAUCGCUCGUAGUUGUAGCUAUGUAGAGAGAGAGAGGGUGGGAGGGAGGUGAGCGCUUAUUAACUACUGCGACUAAACUAAACUGCACGAAUCGAGCAUCGCGACGGAUUUGGAAAGUGUCGGUGCCUCCAUGAUCGGAUUCCCAGCGAUCCGGAAAGAUAAUGGGGACUGAGGGCUCUGUGCAGCAGCAACAACAGUAUCCGGAGCCUCUAACCCAAAAGCAGUCCGAGUUGGUGAAGAGAGAAGAUAAAUUGCUCACGUGGGACACGAGGCCACUUUCCAACAUGGAUUUCCCCGAGGACCAGGGCUCGCCAGGGAGACCAGGCCAACAAAAGACCGGCGGUGGUACUGGAACUUCGUGGGCUGAACUGGUCCAGGACAGCGAGGUGUCCUCCCUCUGCAUCCUGGAUGAUGAAACCUCGGUGCCCGAGGAGCUCUUCAAGACGGUGGCGGAGUCCAUGGGGCUGUACAUGGCCGAUGGUGGGAACUUCGACCUGCUCGGCGAAGGCUCUCAGGACGUUGACGCGGCCAUUUUUCAGGGUGAGGACUUGCGCUCUUCGCCGUCAAACCUUUCCCACGUUGGUCCACGGGUUAGCCCGUUCCCAAGUGUUAAGCCUGGCGACGACUCUGCAGGUGCUCAAGAAAGCAUGGCAAGCCCUGUUUCGGCAGCUCUCAGAUCAAAGCCGCAGCAACAACAACAGAAGCAGCAGCAGCAGCAACAGCAGCAGUCUCGGCAGCUUCAUCAGCAGUCAGCAAAUAUUUCUGUGAAACAGGAGAAACAACAGCCACAGCAACGUUCAGAAACACAUGUUUUGAUGAAACCAGAAGCUGACGUUGGAGCAGAUUGUAGCCACUUCUCUCAUGGAAACAUGCAGCCAAACAGGCCAAUUAAGGUGGAGCCCCAGUCGUUCGAGAGUCCGUCAGAAUAUGGGGGACCUCAGCUGAUGGGUUUUGAUUCGAAUUUACACACAUACGGGGACAUGGACUCCAGUGCGAGGCACGCAGAAAGGGGGGCAUUUCCGGGUCCGUCCAGGGGUGACACCACUGCGAGUCGUGCCAACGUCAAAGAGGAAGACUCGGGUUGUGAUUUACACAUCUGCACGCCGGGCGUGCUUAAGAGAGAGUUGGAUGAACUCAGCUACUGCGCCAUGAGUAUGAGCACAUCCGUGGCAGCGGGCUCCCCAUUCGUGGAAGGGGUGGAGUUUCAGUUGCCCUACUCGGCAUCUGCCACAUCCUUUCGUCCGUCCGUUGCCACCUCGUCCGCCUCGGGCAUCUCCAACUUUUCAAAUGGGAAUAAUUUUGGAUUCCUUUCUCCCAAUGGAGUACAACAGGAUGGAUUUCCUUACCCUGGUUUCACGAGUCCCGCACAGUCCUCAGUCCCUCCGCAGAAGGCGUGUCUCAUCUGUAGUGAUGAGGCUUCGGGCUGCCACUACGGAGUGCUCACCUGUGGAAGCUGCAAGGUGUUCUUCAAGCGUGCCGUGGAAGGUACGCGACAAGGACAGCACAAUUAUCUGUGCGCCGGACGAAAUGACUGCAUCAUUGACAAGAUCCGCCGCAAGAACUGCCCAGCUUGCCGUCUGCGCAAGUGCAUCCAGGCGGGAAUGACGCUAGGAGCACGCAAGCUUAAGAAGCAAGGCCGGGUAAAGGGAGAGAACCAGCGCAGCCCAGCGUCCUCCACAGCCACCACCUCGUCUGCCACCCCGCAACCCUCCAGCAACUCGACGGCCGUGACCACGUUCUCGCCACCGCCGACCGGAGAGCCCAUUUUCUCACCCACACUCAUCGCCAUCCUGCAGGCGAUCGAGCCCGAGGUGGUCAUGUCCGGCUAUGACAACACGCGGUCCCAGACCACCGCCUACAUGCUGUCGAGCCUCAACCGCCUCUGCGACAAGCAGCUCGUGUCCAUUGUCAAGUGGGCCAAGUCUCUGCCAGGUUUCCGAAACCUGCACAUCGACGACCAGAUGGUGUUAAUCCAGUACUCAUGGAUGGGCCUGAUGUCAUUUGCCAUGAGCUGGAGGUCCUUCCAGCACACCAACAGCAAGCUGCUCUACUUUGCUCCUGAUCUGGUUUUUGAUGAGACACGCAUGCAGCAGUCGGCGAUGUAUCAAUUGUGCGUGGAAAUGAGGCAAGUCUCGGAGGACUUCAUGAAGUUGCAAGUCACUUCAGAGGAGUUUCUGUGCAUGAAAGCCAUCUUGCUCCUGAGUACUGUCCCACAAGAGGGUCUGAAGAGCCAGGGCUGCUUCGAGGAGAUGCGGAUCAGCUACAUCCGGGAAUUGAACCGGACCAUCGCACGGACGGAGAAGAAUGCCGUGCAGUGUUGGCAGCGCUUCUACCAGCUCACCAAGCUGCUGGACUGCAUGCAGGAUCUCGUGAGCAAGCUCCUGGAGUUCUGCUUCGCAACCUUCACGCAGACGCAGGUGUGGAGUGUGGAGUUUCCUGACAUGAUGGCCGAGAUCAUCAGUGCGCAGCUGCCUCGCAUCAUGGCCGGAGAAGCCCGGGCACUCCACUUCCACAAGAAAUGAGUCACCCCUCUGUGGCUGGCGAAAGUGCUUGAUUGUCGGGUGGGGGGGGGGGGGGGGGAGGAAAAAAAGGUGUCAGUUUUGGCUUGGGCCCCCCCAGUGGCUCUUUGUAACCAGUCAGAACGUGCACUUCGAGAAAUAUUACAGCCCCAUUGAAUUAUCGGUGCAUGUCAUCUUGUUUUGGAGAUAUUGAGGCCUGCUGUCUGGCCAUAGUUUCCAAUAGAAAGCCGUCCCCAUGUUGCAAUUAUCCUUGAGCUUCAGAUGUAUCCUGUGACCCAAGCUCAAAAUUAAUUCUGAAUGAACUUGAGCAUUUUCAGAAGCAACGUCUGCAGUAAGGGUUUUGUGAACACCGGAAUAUAAAGCACCUUCAGUCUGCACCAUACAUGUUUCAGCAACAAGGGCACAUGCUUACAUUCUAUCUGUUAAUUUUUCAAAGAAUUCAGAAUAGUGUUGAUCGUCCUGCAGAACUUUAUAAUACUGCCUUGUCCCUUUCAAGAGACACGGUUUGUAUGUUUAGCUCCCGGCCCUUUUUAAGAGCAAAAUCCAACUGUUUAAACCCACAAGAGACUAUUCAUGCUAUCUUUUUUAGACUUGGCCUAGUUAAAUUAAUUAUCUUUAAUCGUCAACCAAAACUAAUCUUUAAUUUUGUUUGUUAUUAAUAUACAUGCCUCAAACGUAUUUUCAGAUGUAUACACUUUUCAUUGGCUACUUGGAUUGUGGAAUUUGCCUACAAAGCUCUCUUGCUUUGGCCUAGGCCACUUCCUAAGCAAGAACUUCUGUUCAUCGCGAAACAGCUGGUAGCGGUAGUGCCAAGCAUCCGCACACUUUACAGCCGCGGCUCGGAAUGCUUAAAAAACAAAAAGAGGCAUCCCUGCAAAGAUAAACAACAAGCCAUUUGUCAUAAUGUACCUCUGUUUAAUUCAGAGUUACCCGAUGAAAAAGAGAGCCCCCCCCUUACCUUGGGCAAUUGGUCGUCUAUAUGGCUGAUAUGAUGUGAAAUUUUAUGCAGUUCCAAUGAAGAGCGGCGUGCUGCAUUGAAGCACCACGCGGUAAUUAGUGAUUGGCUAAGCGCAGUGCUACAGUGGCAACGUUCGCCCUUCUUGCUGGAGACGAGUGAUCUGGAGGUCCACAUUUUAAUCGACUUAGUAUUUUUGUUUAAGAUUGCACAGAUGUGCAUCAUGAGCCAUCACAAAUGUUUGAUUUUCAAAGGUCUAAUGAGAAAACGACAUACUUGGCGAGGUCAUUCUCUCCAAGUGGUAGUUUGAAAUUCUGGAAUUGAAAUGUAAAAAUAUAAAAUUCCGGUUACAUUAUAUAAUUAACAUGACAUGGGGAAAUCUCACAGGUUUUUUUUUGUCAGUUUAUUUGUUUUAUUGGCAAAGCCGUGUAACAUUUUUACAUCGUGUCACCUGUAGUUAGUGGUAUUGUAAAGGAACCGCAAGAUAAUUUGUCGUUGAGCACUUUGAAAAGUCAUUGUUCGGGCUAUCGAUUUGUAAAAGUCAGCCAAACACUAAAGAAAUACAUUGCAAGAUGGUCAGAAAGAAUAGGUUGUCUUUACUCUUGGUAGAACACUGGACACAAUAAUAGCGCUUGCUUGUGAAUUUCACAGGAAUUUUUUCUUUUGUUUAAUGGCUUGCCUCGGUAAUUAUAAUUUUUUUUUUUAGAUUUACACACAUCGUCAUCCAUCGGUCAGAAGUAGAAGUCGAGUAAGGUGGUGGUGAGGUGCGCGACACGCUCACAUCAUUCACGGCCGUGGCGGCGGACUUAUGGGUGCUUUUGGGCGUGGGACUGGAAUAUAGCUGAAAGGCAGCGGAUGAUUGUGAGGGCAUAGGCAAACAAUAUGGCAAGUCACGGCGAGGUACUGGAUCCACUUUUACAAUGUUGCAUGUUGUAACUAUGGCAAACUGUAGGACUCUGCUUUUGUCGGCUUGUGAUGGAUGGUUAGCCCCCUAGUAAUCAUUAUCCUGAGUGAAAAGUGAAGAUGGUGUGUACAUUUUUUUUAUUAUAACAGUUCGGUCACAAUGCUAUAAUAGCGACACUAAGUACAGUUACGAGUCCCUCCUGCAUUCAUAACAUCUUACUAGUAGAGCAGGUGAGCUUCAGUGGCUUAACAUAUAAUCCUUUCAUCUCCAUGGCUUUGCGGGUGCAGAAAACUAAAAACAUAAAACGUAAGUCGCGUUCAUCAUCGUUAUAUCAUUUGUGAUUUUUAUUUUCGAUUCUUUCGUGCGGAAGGGGAGGGGGGGGGAACAAGGCACUUCACUUGCUAGCGUGCGGGAAGAGCGGCUGAAGAAAUCUCUUUGGGAUUUUUUUUUUGUAUUUAAUGAUUGUGGAGCACUACUUUAGCAAAAUUCUUGUUUGUGCAGCUGGGCAAUGGGGGAGGGCAGCACGCUUGAGCUUAAAAGAGAGAGGGUUUUUUGGGGAAGGGUGCCUUGCAUCGUGAAAGAUGGAGCGGGCACCUGCUGCUGUUGUUGUUUGUGCGUACUUGGCGAGAUCGCGAUACCUGAGCAAUCUCCCUUUAGGUGUUGGUUCACUGAUUUCUCUUUUUUUUUCUCUCUCUCUCGUGAUGUUUCUCUCUUUUUUUUUCAAAACAAAAAACGUUUUAUUCUGUUUGGUCAUUAAAUUAAAGUGUUGUCCAAAAAAAAAGUUUGUAAUUUAUAAGAGAAUUAACUCCAAAAUACUAACAGACGACAAUCAUAUUAAUAGAAUGUUUAAAACAUGUUAUUUGUUUAAAAAAAUAAAUAAAGAAUAUAUAUGGUAUAGAGUUUUAUAUUUAAUAUAUAUUUGGCCAUCUUGCUAGGUAUUACACAGAAUGCACGUACGCAAUGGAGAACAUGGAUCGGCGCGGUCUUUGCUGCAUCACUUCACACUUAACGGCACCCUGUUACUCAGCGGCGGGCAAUAAAGGACCCCCUCGCCAAUUACGUACCAAAUGUUGAAGAUCCUCCUUUUGUAUGUUUAAUAUACUCAUAAUUAUUGGUGGCAAGGUGGUUUUAUUUUGUUUGGGUAACUGCCAUUUUUUUUGUAUGUAAAAUUUUAAUUUACAGAUGCACAAUGAGUAACGUAGCCCCCCUUCUCCGGGGGCGGGGGGGGGUGGUUAGUGUUCUGUAGGACGUGAGUUGGUCGAACACGGAAGGGUAUGUGAAGUAAAUGUACAAAUAUUGCAUGCCCGUAAUUUCACAUGCAAUGUUUUCUUCUUGGAUCUGAUUGUAUAUAAAGGAGAGAGGAGAGGAAAAGAGUGUGCAGCAUUAUGAGUAUGUCAAACAUCGAUUGUAUCUUUCAAGGCUAUAGAGAUGAAUGCGAGACGACGUGACUGGCAGCUUUGUUGACGUGAGGAGGGGGCGGGGUAGCGGGGGGGGGGAGAGAGGGUCAAAUGGUUAACAGUCACAGAGAUGUGGGGAGUGCCGAACCAGGAGUUUGGGGUGGUGAAGGGUCUGGCGUGGCGAAGGGUCUGGCGUGAGUGGGUUGCAGAGUGCGAGUUGCUGGGGGCGGAGGGGGUUGAAGUGGCGGUGGUGGCCAUGCCCCCCCCCCCACCUCUGAGCGAUAGGAUGGGGGGGGGGGUUCACCGUGGAAUCUGUGUGGCCGUGGUUGCCCCAUCAAAGGUAUGGCUGUUAAAAAAAGAGCCGUUUUCGGUAACCACUGGUACACAUUUUAAGGUUUUACAUUUUUACAAAUAUUGUACAGUGGAUGCUUCUUUUGGCCUAAGCAUGCUUCUAAUUUUUUGAGGAAAAAAAUGGACUAACUAAAUGAAUCGAUUAUAUACGGUGGUGCCUUGCAUAUUGGGAUAACAGAUGAAAAAGAUGUCAUAUUUUUGCUGUGAUUAUGUACGUAAAAAAAAAGCACUUGCUAAGAUGUUAAGUUUUACUAUUUUCAUGUCAAGUACUUAAUGACCCUUAAUUUCCAAAAGUACGUUUUUAUUUCUGAUGGUCUCAUAAUUCAGGCUGGCAACGAUAGUCUGAAGUUGGGCGACAUGGUAAUCGGACUUGACGUGCUCCUGCUAAUCACAAGGCUAAUUCCUGUAGGCUUUUUUUGUUUGCAUCUGCUCUGUAUACAAACUAUUAGUGAUAAAAACCUGUUAUUCUUUAUUUGACGUUGGUUUGUGCUUAUUUCACAUAUUAUAAGACACAUGCUGUGCAUAGCGUCAAACGUU